UGAAUCUUUUUAGCAGAGAACAUUCAAAUCUCUGACUGACAAAUUCACAUCAAGAUGGGGAACAUGCAGUGCCCUGCAGAGGAUGCAGCCCUCCUGGCCUCCGUCGCUCGAGAUAUCUGCCCUUUCCCAAACUACAAUCCUAAUCCGAUUUUCAAGAACAUGCUGUCAAUGAAUUCUUCACUUCACCUGAGGAACCACUACGAGGCAGUGCAGUCCUCUUUGACCCCCAAGCAGCUGGACGACUUCACCCAGGGCCUGAGGACCACUUUUGGCAGGGAGGGCAACGUCACUCUUGGCGGGGUGGGGGUAGUGGCCCUGUCUUUGGCUGUGCUGUUUGACACUCUUGCCAGACGGGUCAGGGGAGAGUGGGAGUCAGAAUCAGGGCCCAUUCCAGGUUUAUUUGUCAAAAGCUUGAGAGGGUACUACCCACCGUCUGUCUCCACGGUCAGCGAGUACCUGAGGCUGGUACCCCACAUUGCGAACAACCCCACCAGGAUGAGAGAGGAGUCAGAGAGGUACUUGAAGCAGCUCGGGACUGACAUCCAAUCUGUGGAAAACAGCGAGAUCAAGGACAGCGGUGACAUCACAGGGGUCAACGUCAUGUUUGGGCACUUAUUUGAAAUGAGUUUGCGUAUUCACCUACUCCGUAUUUCCAACUCUUCAGUUGUAGAUGAGAUAACUGAAUCUGUAAAUGUGCUGCAGAAGACAAAAGGAAAACCACUUCCUACAGAAAGCACCGCAAAAACUGGAGUUGAUGAAGCUCAUGUCAGCAAAACCAGAAAGAGACGCAUCCCUCCCCCAGAAAACUCAGUUGUCUUCAGUCUCAACUGCGACCCAGAAGCAGCUAGCAAAGUUUUUUUGGCUGAAGUGCAGAAAUCAAACACGCAAGAAGCUUUUAAACGAUGUCAGCCAUUCAAUAGGCACAUACCAAAGACAUGGUUGCAUUUCAUUGCCAGGCUAGUCUGGCUAGAUGUCGUCAACAGUCCCUCUUUUGAUUUUGACAGACAGAGGGAAUUACUGACAGCUCAAAGAGAAGAUUUUGACCUGAAGGCCAAUGCACUCAAAAAAUGGGCAGAGUAGUUCACUGGUCAACUGUCCAAACGUGCAAGGAAAAAUACUGUUACUGCUUUGUUAUGCUCCUGUUCCUUGUUCUCUGUUGUAUUCCAUCCUUGUGUGUUGUCGCAUGCUUUACUUCCUGUUUUACUCUCAUCUGUCUCUGUGUUCUUUCUGAAGUAAACAUUUGUGUUGAA
Messenger RNA from Micropterus dolomieu (smallmouth bass), 1250 nucleotides. RefSeq lists its product as uncharacterized. The transcript has 2 exons. The record is from RefSeq and is a predicted model, not a curated record. Bases 55 to 1080 code for a protein of 341 amino acids. NCBI's taxonomy places the organism in Eukaryota, Metazoa, Chordata, Actinopteri, Centrarchiformes, Centrarchidae.